AUGGAGAUUAACAGACCUGACGGCCGGUCUCCUAAUCAAAUGAGACCCCUGGCGUGCUCAUGUUCUGUCCUGCAUCGUGCCCAUGGCUCGUCCAGUUGGGCUCAAGGAGAAACCAAAGUGCUUGCUGCAGUUUAUGGACCCAAAGCUGGAACCAAGAAGAAUGAAAAUCCUGAAAAAGCAUCCAUUGAAGUUAUUUGGAAGCCGAAGACUGGGCAAAUUGGAAAAGUGGAGAAGGAGUAUGAGAUGAUAUUGAAGAAGACUUUGGAAAGCAUAUGCAUUCGAUCCGUAUAUCCAAACACCACCACUUCGGUUAUUGUCCAGGUUGUCCAUGACGAUGGUGCUCUUCUUCCAUGUGCAAUAAAUGCAGCAUGUGCUGCACUUGUCGAUACUGGAAUUCCUCUAAAGCAUCUUGCUGUGGCAAUAUGUUGUUCAGUAACAGAUAGUGGGUAUAUUAUAUUGGACCCAACCAAAGAUGAAGAGGAGAAAAUGAAAGCCUUUGCCUAUUUAGUUUUUCCAAAUGCAAUUGUUUCAGUCCUACCGGAGAGUUCACUGCAGGUGGGUAGUGAACCUAUGGCCCAUGGAAUCAUGACAUCUGUUACACGAGGUGCUAUGUCAGCGGGUGAUUAUCUUCAUUGCCUAGAACGAGGGCGUGCUGCUAGUACAAGGUUGUCUGAAUUUUUGAGGAAGAACGUUGGAUUGAAAUCUACAACUGAAAAAUGUCACCCUAGUGGCAGAGUUAAAGGUGAAAAGGUGUCUUCAGGGCAUUGCCAUGAAGAGGAUGAUUUAUGUUGUGUGCCAGGAAAAAUAUAUCCCACAUACACAUGUUCACCACCAGUGUAUAGUCAUACCAAAGCAUAUCUCACUCUUACCAGCUUUGAGAAGGGUGGAGAUGGUAACGGUCCUUCAAAAUGUGACAACCAAUAUCAUUCUGAUCACACACCUGUGGUGGCACUUUCCACUGGAUGGUUCAAGCACAAGAGAAUGUGCCUCCACAACAUUACCAUUAGUGGCAAUGACAGAACUGUGGUGGCCAUGGUGGUUGAUGAAUGUGACUCAUCAAGGGGUUGUGACAGACACAAUGGCUAUCAACCUCCUUGUGCCAACAACAUUGUUGAUGCCUCAAUGGCUGUGUGGAAAGCCUUAGGCAUUCCCAUGAGCCAAUGGGGAGGGAUGGAUAUUACAUGGUCUCAUGCUUAA
Sphenostylis stenocarpa is the source of this 1197-nucleotide messenger RNA. The record is from the annotation of a GenBank genome assembly. NCBI's taxonomy places the organism in Eukaryota, Viridiplantae, Streptophyta, Magnoliopsida, Fabales, Fabaceae.